Hippocampus comes (tiger tail seahorse) is the source of this 988-nucleotide messenger RNA. RefSeq names its product jumping translocation breakpoint (gene jtb). Gene Ontology annotation, biological process: mitotic cytokinesis. NCBI's taxonomy places the organism in Eukaryota, Metazoa, Chordata, Actinopteri, Syngnathiformes, Syngnathidae. Bases 326 to 778 code for a protein of 150 amino acids. The transcript is spliced from 5 exons. Gene Ontology annotation, cellular component: spindle; membrane; midbody. The record is from RefSeq and is a predicted model, not a curated record.
UCUUUGACAUCGAUACCUAAUUUGUCCUCUGAGGGAAAUGAGUUCCAAGUCAUCCAAAUGGUGUCGCCAAAAUGAUGGCAUCCUGCUCCAAGUUGAAAAGUCAUUGCGCAAACGUCAGCGGGUUGGUGUUUGCAUGUCAAACGUUUGCUUCCUUGUCCAAGCAGCGCCAGGGAGCGCUUCCCACGGUUCCCGAUGGCUCCUCCUCGCCACAUCCAACGCGGACGUCGGAUUCCGUGCCGUGUCUACGUAGCGACGCGUGUCCGUGCGCUAAAGUCUGAGGCGGCGUGACGGCCUUUGACCCGCUUUCGGCAUCGGCGCUCGCGUGAUGGAGAGCGCGUGGCGGCGCGUCCCGCUGGCGUGCUGCCGUCCUCGCGUGCUGGCGCUGCACGCUCUCUUCUGGGGCCUGGUGGCCCUCAGAGUCUUUGGAGCCGCCCUGUUGGCUGAAGACAAACCCGCAGCCGCCAAGGUCAACGUCGCCCCCUGCUGGCUACUGGAGGAGUUUGUGGUGACGGUGGAGUGCUCGCAGUGCGACGCCUUCCAGACGACGAGGCCGGCGUGCGGCCACACGGGCUACAUGGAAAAGGUCAACUGCACCAAAUCCAACCGGGAUGAGUACAAAAGCUGCCGCUCGGCCGUCAUGGAGGAACGUCUCUUCUGGAAGUUCGAGGCGGCCAUGUUGUCGGUGACGGCGUUGUCGGCCGUCUCGGUGGUCCUGCGUCAGCGCCGGCUGGACCGGCUGGCCUCCGAGAAAGUCCGCCGACAGAUCGAGUCCAUCUAGCGGCGUCGGCUUGGAAUUGAAACUCAAAACGCCGGAAGGAGCCGCCGCCGCUGACCCCGGAAUCCCCCGCCAUGUGGAGGAUGGCAUCUCUCGGAACGCUCGCCACGACACGACUGCUGCAUUUGCUUUGCCGCGAAGGUGCAAAUGAACUCUUAACAGCUCCAAUGAUAUUCCCCAGCUGAAUAAAGAUCACUCGUUUGAAUCCCAAAA